GUAUCUGAGAUUAUUAAUGAUGACUCUCGCGCGAAGACCGCGCCACCGAUUCCCACCGAUCUCGCGACCGUUAAUCGGCGAAACCAGUUUCCGGUCCGCGAAUAACCCACAGCCCAGGGUUACGAUCCGAACAACAAAUCGUGCCCCAUAUUUAUUUACGCUCUGGUCGCCACCACCUUCUCACUGUUGGCUCUGAUACUACUAAGAACGCAUGGCCCAGAAGAGCAGGCUCCUCUCGGUCGGCGAUCUUCUACAUCUCGCCAAAGUCGUAACACUUUUGAAUUCUCUGGCAAGAGCAAGAGAAAGUUUGCAGAAAUCGCCAUCCGGGGGUUGCGAUGGUAUAAAAGAACGCGUACCACGAACGGGGUCAGUUUAAAUCAAACCGUAAUGUCAGCUCGUGUGGUAGUGCUUCUGACGGUUGUGUUGCCGGUGGCGAUCGCUUCAUCCCGGGCCGGUAAUCCUUCGGUGCAAAAUGUUCCACGAGUGUGCAUCCGGGACGGGUGUAUGCGGGGCUCUUGGAUGAGAAGCCUGCACGGCGAACGGUACGAAGCGUUUAUGGGAGUUCCGUUCGCAAAACCUCCACUUGGAGCACUCCGCUUCGCAAACCCCGUACCGAACGAACCAUGGACGGAGCAAGAGUUGGAUGCGUCGGGCCGAAUUCCACGAGCGCCCUGUGUGCAGCUUAAUCUCUUUCUACCGGAGCGUGGAGUCGAGGGCAAGGAGGAUUGUUUGUAUCUCAACGUGUACAGACCGUAUAAGGGUAGCAAAGCGGGAGCAGAGAACGCUACCGAACCACUGCCAACACUGGUGUACAUUCAUGGAGGUGGAUUCUUGGCCGGGUACAACUCACCACUCGUGGCCGGAGCUGAAAAGCUGAUGGACCAUAAGGUAAUACUGGUGACGGUCGCUUACCGGUUGGGAGCUUUCGGGUUUCUUUCGACCGGCGAUGCAGCGGCCAGCGGAAACUUUGGCCUAAAAGAUCAACGGUUAGCGCUGCGCUGGGUGCAGCAAAACAUCGAAGCGUUUGGGGGCGAUGCUCGGCUGGUGACGGUCAUGGGACACAGUGCCGGUGGUGCUUCGGUACAUCUUCAGAUGAUGCAUCGGGGAAAUGAAGGCCUAUUUCAGCGCGCCAUCAGUCUCAGUGGAAAUGCUCUGGCACCGUGGUGUGCUCCAAGAGCGAACCCGGAACAGCUUGCCCGGAGGCAGGCGGAUCUGUUGGGGAUAAAAGAGGCGUACCGGUUGAGUACUGCCGAGCUGGUGGAAUCGCUUCGAAGCGUUGAAGCUGACCAGUUUGUCUACAGUUACAAGGGUUUUACGAAUGGAUCACGCUAUCCGGUGAUUGUUUACGGACCGGUUGUGGAGCCAUCCUCCGUUCCGGAUGCGUUCUUAACGGAUACCCCUAAGGAACUGUGGUCGCGUGGGGAGCAUCUGUCCGUUCCCUGGCUAACGGGAAUCGUACCGAACGAUGGAUUCGUAUUUAGCGCUCCUAUACUGAAGGAUACCGAUUGCUCGAAGGAAACGUUCGCCCAACAGAAGACUCUGCUUCUGAACGUUCUCGGGGGCGCAAAACAGUCGGACGCGUUACCCACGCUGCUGGAGCACUAUGUAAAGAAUCAAUCCGCGAUCGGAGAAUGCUUCACAAGGGAUCACGUUAAUAUUCUCACCAAGAUCUUCAAUGAAGGGUUGUUUGAGUAUCCACUUACCCUGAGCGUACGGCAGCACGCGAAUCACACCCGCACGAAAGCUCCCAUCCAUCUGUACAAGUUCAACUAUCGGGGGCCUCAUUCGUACUCCUCCAUCUUCGCGCCAGACAAUGAACCGACGCAGGAUUUCGGCAUCGUUCAUUGCGAUGAGUUGAUCUACAUCUUCCGUGCACCGAUACUGUUUCCCGACUUUCGUCGUAACUCUCCCGAUGCAAUGGUGACGAAACGGAUCACAAAGCUGCUGGUAGACUUUGCACAAACAGGUGUGGCCCCAACCGGCACGAAUGGUGAAGUGAGCUCCAGUGAGUUUCCGGAAGCUUUGGAAUUGGUCAACUCCAACCGUAUGGAUGAACCAGUCUUGCAAACGUAUACAAACUUCUACGAUGAAGAUAUGUUCAACUUUUGGACUCGUUUCUACAGUUACUAGAGAUAAUAAAGCUUUCAUUCGUAGGGUGACAAGUGAUCCCAAGGA
Molecule: messenger RNA, 2175 nt
Organism: Anopheles stephensi (Asian malaria mosquito)
Lineage: Eukaryota; Metazoa; Arthropoda; Insecta; Diptera; Culicidae
Product: esterase 6-like
Exons: 4
Coding region: 388-2130 (580 amino acids)
Source: RefSeq, a predicted model, not a curated record